ACACUGGGAUAGAAAAUCAUAUGAACAGAACCAGGACAGGGAGGCCGGCGGAGUGUCCUGCAGAGGGAGCGUCCAAAUCCUGUGCUUCUCUCCCUGGGAGUCGGCAGGGUCCUCCAGCAUGCCCACUGGCAAGAGAGAGGGGACUGACACACUUGCUCCCAUCAGCUUCUGAAGUGACCCUGAACCCCUGGUGACCCUCUACCACCAAAGCUGGUGCCUAUGUUUGUUAGACAAAUAUAGCCUGGCCUGCCACCCCUUUAGCUCCAAAGUCCAGAAGUGCAGAGAGCCAGGACCAAGACAUGUACUGCUCACCAGGGAUGGACAAAUUGUCAGCGAUGUGGUACAUCGUCCUUUUUUCCCUUUUGGCAUGGGUUUCUGCUGAGCCUACUAUGUAUGGGGAGAUCCUGUCCCCUAACUAUCCUCAGGCAUACCCCAAUGAGGUAGAGAAAUCUUGGGAUAUAGAGGUUCCUGAAGGGUAUGGGAUCCACCUCUACUUCACCCACCUGGACAUAGAGCUGUCAGAGAACUGCGCAUAUGACUCAGUGCAGAUAAUGUCAGGAGGCCUUGAAGAAGGGAAAAUCUGUGGACAGAGGACCAGCAAGAAUCCCAACUCCCCAAUUGUGGAAGAGUUCCACAUCCCAUACCAUAAACUCCAGGUGAUCUUUAAGUCAGAUUUCUCCAAUGAAGAGCGUUUCACUGGGUUUGCUGCAUACUAUGUUGCUGUAGAUAUAAAUGAGUGCACAGACUUUGCAGAUACCCCUUGUAGCCACUUCUGCAACAACUUCAUUGGUGGUUACUUCUGCUCCUGCCCCCCAGAAUACUUUCUCCAUGAUGAUAUGAAAAACUGUGGAGUCAAUUGCAGUGGGAAUGUUUUCACUGCACUGAUUGGGGAGAUCGCAAGUCCCAAUUAUCCUGAUCCCUACCCAGAGAACUCAAGGUGUGAAUAUCAGAUCUUGUUGGAGGAAGGGUUCCAAGUGGUGGUGACUGUGCGAAGAGAAGAUUUUGAUGUGGAACCAGCUGAUUCAGAGGGCAACUGUGCUGACAGUUUAGUUUUUGUUACAAGAGACCAGCAAUUUGGUCCUUACUGUGGUAAUGGAUUCCCUGGGCCACUAAAUAUUGAAUCCAAGAGUAAUGCUCUUAAUAUCAUCUUCCAAACUGACCAAACAGGGCAAAAGAAAGGCUGGAAACUUCGUUAUCAUGGAGAUCCAAUCCCCUGUCCUAAAAGCGUGUCUGCCAAUUCUGUUUGGGAGCCUGAGAAGGCAAAAUAUGUGUUCAAAGAUGUGGUGAAGAUAAACUGUCUUGAGGGGUUUGAAGUUGUACAGGGGAGUGUUGGCUCAACAUCUUUCUAUUCUAUUUGUCAAAGCAAUGGAAAGUGGAGUAAUUCCAAAUUGAAAUGUCAACCUGUGGACUGUGGCUCUCCUGAACCCAUUCAGCAUGGUAAAUUCGAGGACCCAGAACAUACUUUAUUUGGUUCUGUCACUCGCUACAGUUGUGAUGAACCAUAUUACUACAUGCAAGAUGAAGAAAGUGGGGAGUAUCACUGCGCUGGAAACGGGAGCUGGGUGAAUGAGGUGCUGGGCACAGAGCUUCCAAGAUGUAUCCCAGUCUGUGGCACCCCCAAUGAGGUCUUUGAAGGAAAACAGAGGAUAUUUGGAGGAACCUAUGCAAAUAUUCAAAACUUCCCCUGGCAAGUCUUCUUUUCGAACCCACGGGCUGGUGGGGCUCUCAUUGAUGAGUACUGGGUGCUGACAGCUGCCCAUGUUGUGGAGGUAAAUCAGAACCCAGUAAUGUAUGUUGGGUCCACCUCAUUGACUGUUGCACACCUGGAAAAAGCCCAGAUGCUCAUUGCUGAUCGUGUGUUUAUUCAUCCGGGUUGGGAAUUCCUAGAGAACCCAGAAACACGGAAGAAUUUUGACAACGACAUUGCUCUGGUGCGGCUGAAAGACCCAGUGAAAAUGGGACUCACUGUCUCCCCUAUUUGCCUGCCAGGCACCUCCUCAGAAUACAACCCCUCGGUGGGAGACCUGGGACUGAUCUCAGGAUGGGGCAAAACGGAAGUAAGAGAUCAUGUUAUAAUGCUCAGAGGGGCAAAGGUGCCUAUAGCUCCCUUGCUAAAGUGCCAAGAGGCGAAGGCAAAAAAUCCGAAAGUGAGUGUAAAUACCUAUGUUUUCACGGAUAACAUGAUCUGUGCUGGAGGAGAGAAGGGUGUUGACAGCUGUGAAGGAGACAGUGGUGGGGCCCUUGCUAUACAGGACCCCAAUGAAAAGAACCCCAAAUUCUAUGUAGCUGGUCUGGUGUCCUGGGGUCCGCAGUGUGGGACCUAUGGGAUAUACACACGAGUGAAGAACUACAUUGACUGGAUAACGAAGACUAUGCAGGAAAACAGUACCCCCAGUAUGGACUAAUGCAUGUGUAUACCUAGCUUCUUCAAGGGCUAGGAUCAAUCUGUUGCUUUCUGUUCCUCACUAUAUUCCCAUUAUUUCAUCAUAAUUGAUGAAAGAUACGGGAAUAUGAUUUAAAUAGAACUUGGUUGUUGGGAUAUAUGGCUGGAGGUAGUAUUUGAUCAUAACGUUGUGUCGGUCAUUCAAUGUGGUCUGAAUCUGUGGAUAACAUGGGAAGGGCUCUGGUAUCUUGUGCUAUUCCAGAGGGGGCCCAUUUUCAUGAGGAUUACCUGGUGUUACAGUUCUGACUCUGAAACUUACCGUUGAGAAUACCCUUGAUUUUUUGUCUCCCCUUUACCUGUUCCAAGGUCCACUUACUUUACCAUUCUCAAUGUCUAUUAUCUACUUGUAAUAAAGCAUGUUUAUAACCUA
Messenger RNA from Pteropus alecto (black flying fox), 2813 nucleotides. RefSeq names its product complement C1s (gene C1S). Gene Ontology annotation, molecular function: serine-type endopeptidase activity; calcium ion binding. Lineage: Eukaryota; Metazoa; Chordata; Mammalia; Chiroptera; Pteropodidae. Gene Ontology annotation, biological process: complement activation; proteolysis. Gene Ontology annotation, cellular component: extracellular region. The record is from RefSeq and is a predicted model, not a curated record. Bases 300 to 2405 code for a protein of 701 amino acids. The transcript has 12 exons.